This is a messenger RNA of Paramecium pentaurelia, 12943 nucleotides long. The record is from the annotation of a GenBank genome assembly. Lineage: Eukaryota; Ciliophora; Oligohymenophorea; Peniculida; Parameciidae.
AUGUUACAAGAGAGUGCUAAAAUAAAACUUGCCGGUCGUCUCUUUGAUAGAGGGAAACCACCUUAAAGUAAUAAUAAUGAGAGACCACUUACUGCAAAGAUUGCAAUCAGAGCAUAGAUGAAUCAGACAAUGACAAAGAUUGAGAAGGUUCCUGAUAAAUUACCUGCAAUUCAUGAAGAACGUAGUUUCUCAUAUCAAAAAUCAGGAGGAGCAGGUCUAAAUUAAACUCGUGGGAAAUCAUAGAACAGUAAUAUUGAUUAGAUUCAAUUUAGACAAUGACUCAUUCCCAAAGCAUAAUAAAACUUUUGAUUUAACAAAUGAUAUAUUCUUAGAUGAGAGACGAUUAUUAAAGUCUCGUCAGGUUCAUGAAUUAAUGGAUCGAAUGAUUGGAAGAGUAAAACCUCCAAGUCCACCAAAAGAAGUUUAGAAGAUUGUUUAAGUGUUGCCAAGUAAUAUUUUGGAUAAUACUCGCAUGACUAUGACGAGGGAUAAUAGAACAGCUGCCAGAAAGACUAUUAGAGCAUAAUAAAUGAGGAAAGAGAUUUUGAAUAAAACCUCCAUCUCUUAAGUUUCAGAUAGUUCAGAAGAUUCAGGAGAAGAGAAUGGUAAUUUUGGAUUGAAAGAUGUGGAUGCAUUUAUUCAAAUGAUUAAGGAGCAUAAAUUAAGUUAAUAAGAAUUCAUGUAUUUGAUAAAAAGGAAGAAACAUUCAAAUGAUGCUUACAAUAUGAGAAUAGUUAAUUAUCCAUAUAUUCAAAAACAUUAACUAAAUAAUUUUUAUACACUUUCAGCUAAGGGAUUAACAAGAUAUGAGAAUAAUAUUACAAUUGAAUUUGUUUCAUUAAAUACAUGGUUAGAAGAAAGAGAUUAAUUUAAUGCAAUAAAAUCAUUAAGUUUUUUUAAAAAGUUUCGUAAAUGGAAGACAUUAAAGAAAUGGCAAAAGAUAUUACAUUAACAUAGAACUUCUAUUGUUUAAGCUUAAUUAUGUGAAAAGAUGUUGAUUUUAAAUCCAAUUUAUUAAAAAUUAAUAGUUUCACAUAGAAGUUUAUGUUAUGAUAUAGAAGCACUUAGAAUUGUAGAUAUAGAUAAAAUAGAAGAAGAAUUGACAGAUAAAAAAGACUAAUAUUUGAGUUUGCAAGAAUUUAGUUUAUUAUAAUAGAAAUAGAGAAAUAGAUUAGUAGAGAAAAUUUAAAUUUAAUCAAGGAAAAUGAAAGAAAAUUGUUUAUCAGGACUUAAAACUGUUAUUGAUAAAUUAAGAACAUAAAUUAAUUAAGAGAAAUAAUCAGAUGAUGAUCAUGUGCCAUUAAAAAUAGAAAAAAAUAUGUCUCAAUCCAGAUAAAUUGAUAAAAAAUAAUAAAUUAUUGAAACUUUUGGAUUUCCAGAAAGAAUGGAUUAUGGACAUAGAGCAUUAAUGAGAACAGAAUUCAUUAAAUUUUUAAGAUUAGCUUAUCUAUUAGAUUUUAUUGCUGUUUAAUCUUUAGGAUAGAUUUAUAUUAAAUCAGCAACAGAAUUUGUAGAUAAAUUGAUUAAAGUUUAAUAAUGUAGUAAAAAUAACAGAAAAUUACCUAAAUUGACUGAAAAUGAAGAUGAAAAAAAAGAUUUCUAAGAUUAUGAUCCUAUUUUCACUAUUGAAUUAAGAUUUAAUCCAAUUGAUGGUCAUCUUGAUAUUGAAAGAUAAGAAGUACCUUGGGAUACUUUAAGUGAUAAUUUAUUGGAUUUUGAUUUGUAAGAGUGUAUUAGAUUAAAAGAAGAGAAAGUACAAACUAAUGAGAAGGUAGAAAAGAAACAAUAAAAUACUUAGAAUGCAAAUUAAUAGUAAUCAAUGGAACCAUAGGAUGAUUUAAUAGAAGAUCCUGAAUUUGUAUGUAAAAGAGAGGUUCAAAAUCUUUAUGAAACACAAUUAGAAGUACAUCCAUCAAAGAGAGAUUUCUUUAGUAAAAUUUAAGAGGCAUUUUGUGAUGGAUUGGAUCAGAUAUAAGUGAUUGAGAGAUGGAGUAAACAUCCUGAUUUCUUGUAGUAUGUUUAAGCUUUGGAAGAAUGGGAUGAAAUUAUUGGAGAUAAGUGGACAUAACCUGAUUCUAUUAAUUUAAAUCCAUCAUAUUGGAUUAAAGAACAUCCUAUGAAUAAUAUAUUUAUGCAUGAAAUUUCUUAGGAAUUGGAUUAAGCAUUUUAAAAAUUGGAACUUUUUUAAAAGGAAUUCAAUGAAUAUUUGAAUUUAAUAUGGAGAUAAGAGAACAGUGAAAUAAAUUAAUUAUAAAAUCCUAGGUUAAUGUAUUAAUCAAAGAUAUUUGCAUGUACUUUGAAGAGUGCAUAAUUGAUAGAUAACAUAUUACAAUAAAAAUUAAUACCUUAAGUAGAUAUUGGAUUAUACAGAGUUAAAAUAUCAAAUAUAUAAAAAUAAUUGAGUGCUAGAUAAUCAUAAAUAUUGGUAUAAUUGGAGGAACUUUAUUUAUAAUUGUUUAGGAAUAGAUCUUAAGUAUUGAAGGCAUGGUUAUAAUAAUCAAUUAAAUCAUUAUCAGGUAUGGUUAUUAGAAUUGAAGAAUUUAUUGAAUAAAAGAAUUCUGUAGAUAGAAUAACUAAGGAAUUACCUUAAAGGAGAGAAGAAAUUGAAACUGCUAUUAGUAUAAUGACAUUGGCUUAAGAUUGCAAACUAUUUUCAAUGAAGAAAGAAGAUAAGGAUUUAGCAUAAGAUUUGAAUUAUUUAGAGUCUUCUUUGAAUGUUGCAUUAUCAGAAGCAGACAAUAAUACAGCCAAAAAUAUUGAGAAAUUUAAAAAAACAUUGAAAGAACGUAUAGAUAAAUUAAAGGGAGAAUGCUUAGAAAUUAGUGAGGCAGUUAAUAAGGAGAAGUUUUUGACAUUAAACACUGAUUUGGAAGAUGCUAUAAAGGAAUUAACUGAAAUAGAUACAAAGACUAAAUAAUUAGAAUAGAGUGCUUAAUUAUAUACUCAAUAUGAAGAAAUUUUAUAAUGUUAAGAAUAAGCUUAAUAUGAAGUAUUGGAGAAUACAAGAGAAUAAUUAAAUUUGAGAUUAGGAAUGUGGUAGGGAAUUUAGGAAUUUAAAAAAUUAUCCUAAGAGUGGUAAUAAUUAUAAUUUACAUCUAUUAAUGCAAAGGAAAUAGCUUAGAAAACUGAAGGAUUUGUUAGAAUUGUAUAAAGAUGUGAAAAGAAUUUGUAAGAAAAUAGAGUCAUUGCCUAUUUGAAGAAAAUUGUAUGGGAAUUUAAAGAUACUAUUCCAGUUGUUACAGCAUUACGUUCACAAUAUUUAUAAUAAACACAUUGGCAAGAAAUAAAAUAAUUGGUUAGAUAAGAAUUUGAUGUAAAUGAUUAAUAAUUUACAUUGAAUACUUUAUUGGAUUUGAAUGUAGCAUAACAUAAUGAAAUGAUCACUGAAAUUGCUGUGAAAGCAGCUUAAGAAGAUUCACUUAAUACUCAAUUAAAAAUCUUAGAGACAUAAUGGAAUGAAGUGGAAUUGAAGUUGAAACCUUAUAAAGAUCAAUUAGAUGUUAUGGUUUUAGGAGAAGUGGAAGAAUUAAUUCAAUUAUUUGAUGAAGGGUUAGCAAAUAUGUCUAAUAUACUUGCUAGUCGUUAUGUUAGACCUUUGAGAUAGAGAGCUGAGAAAUUUUAAUCUGAUUUAUUAUUGUUAUCAGAUAUUAUAGAGAAAUGGGUUGAAUGUUAAAAGAAAUGGAUGUAUUUGGAAAGUAUUUUUUGUAGUUAAGAUAUUAAAAAAUAAUUAUCAAAUGAAUCUUAAUUAUUUGAUAGUUGUGAUAGAUUAAUUAAAAAAUUAGUUAAAUAAGUCAAUCUAAGACCUUAAAUUAUGAGAUUAUUAGCUAUGUAAAAUAUGUUAGACAAUUUAACUAAAACAUUAGAAACUUUGGAAUAAAUUGAAAAGUCUUUAGAAGAUUAUUUAGAAGUGAAGAGAGGAUCAUUCCCAAGAUUCUACUUUUUGUCUAAUGAUGAAUUAUUAGAAAUAUUAUCUAAAUAAACUGAUAUCAAUUCAGUAUAAUCUCAUUUAGGAUAAUGUUUUGAAGCAUUAGUUAAAUUAUACUUUGGUGAUCAACCUAAUGUUAUUUAGGGAAUUUAUUCUCCAGAAGGUGAAUUAGUAUAAUAUUAUAAAUCUAUACCUGCAAGAGGGAAUGUUGAAACCUGGUUACAUUUAUUAGAAUUGGAAAUGGUAGAGACUUUACGUAAAUUGUGUAAAUAAGGUUUAUAAGAUUAUUUAAAUGGUAUAUAAAAGACUAAAACAGAUUGGAUUCUUAAUCAUAAAUCAUAGAUUGUAGCUGUUGUUAGUUAAAUACUUUGGUCAAUCAAUACUGAAGAUGCCAUUAAUGAAUCUAGUGUUAAAGCUAAUGCUCUUUAUGAAUGGCAUGAUAUGAUGGAAAUGCAAUUAAAAUAACUGACAGCUUUAGUAAGAGGAGAUUUAACAGUUGUUUAAAGAAAAACUAUAGUCUCUUUAAUUACAACAGAUGUUCAUAAUAGAGAUAUAGUUAUGAGAUUAGCUGAUAAUAGUAUAGAAACAACAUCAGAUUUCUAAUGGCAAUAGUAAUUAAGAUAUUAUUGGGAUGAUGAAUGUGAUGAUUGUUUAGUUAAAUAAGUCACAAGUGUAUUCCAUUAUGGAUAUGAAUAUUUGGGACCAACAAGUAGAUUAGUUAUCACUCCACUUACAGAUCGUUGUUGGAUUACAAUUACUUCAGCCUUAACUAAUUAAUUAGGUGCAGCUCCUGCAGGACCAGCAGGUACAGGAAAAACAGAAUCCACAAAAGACUUAGCAAAAUGUUUGGGAAGAUAUUGCAUUGUAUUUAAUUGUUCAGAUUAAAUUACUGCUGCAACUAUGAACAAAUUAUUUAGUGGUUUAGCAUAACAAGGAGCAUGGGCUUGUUUAGAUGAAUUCAAUAGAAUUGAUAUAGAAGUACUCUCUGUUAUAGCAUAAUAAUUAUUGACUAUUCGUAUUGCUUAAUUGUAAUAAUUGACAGAAUUUUUAUUUGAUGGUAGACAUAUCUAAUUAAAGAAUACAUAUGGAGUUUUUAUUACAAUGAAUCCAGGGUAUGCAGGAAGAACAGAAUUACCAGAUAAUUUGAAAUCACUCUUUCGACCUGUAGCUAUGAUGAUUCCUGAUUAUAGAUUAAUUGCAGAAAUUAUGUUAUUUGCAGAAGGAUUUGAAAAUGCAAAUGAUUUAUCAAGUAAGAUGGUUUAAUUAUAUAAAUUGUCAUCAUAAUAAUUAUCAUAAUAAGAUCAUUAUGAUUUUGGUAUGAGAGCAGUUAAAUCCUUACUUGUCAUGGCUGGUUCAUUAAAGAGAGCAGAUACAACUAUUCCUGAAGAUAUUGUAUUAAUUAAAGCUAUGCGUGAUGCCAAUAUUCCAAAGUUCCUGAAGGAUGAUAUACCAUUAUUUAUGGCUCUUAUUUAAGAUCUAUUUCCAAAAGUUGAAAUAGCAAAUUCAUCAUUUUAAUUCUUGGAAUAAUAAUUAAAUAAAAAAUGUAGAUAAUUUAAAUUGUAAAUCAUACCAAGUUUUAUAACUAAAAUGUUGUAGUUAUUUGAUACUCAAAAUGUAAGAUUUGGUACUAUGAUUGUUGGAGGUAGUGGAUCUGGCAAAACUAAUUGUUAUUAAAUAUUGGCAGAAACAAUUACUGAUAUAAAAGUAUAGAAUUUAUCGUAAGAUCCAAGGUUUUAAGAAUUAUAAUAUGUUAUUUUAAAUCCUAAGUCUAUUUCAAUGGGAGAACUUUAUGGAGAAGUUGAUCCUUUUACAAAUGAAUGGUAAGAUGGUUUAGCAAGUUCAAUAAUUAGAGAAUGUAAUAAUAGUAAAGAAAGACAUUGGAUUGUUUUUGAUGGACCUGUAGAUGCAUUAUGGAUUGAGAAUAUGAAUUCAGUUUUAGAUGAUUCAAUGACUUUAUGUUUGGCUAAUUCAGAAAGAAUUAAAUUGAGACAUGAAUUAAGAAUGCUAUUUGAAGUUCAGGAUUUAUCAGUUGCAUCUCCUGCCACUGUAAGUAGAUGUGGGAUGGUUUAUAUGACUGUUUAAGAUAUAAAUUGGUACAAUUAUGUGGAAUGUUGGAUUGAGGAAACAUUCUCAGAUUUAGAAAAGGGUUAGAUUAAAUGUUGUAAUCAACUUAAGGAAAAGUCUAAGAAAUCAAUAUAAAUAGAACCAAAAUAUUUAGAUUUAAUAAGAAAUUUAUUUAAAUCUUAAUAUAAAUUUUUAUUAGAGAAACUAGGAAAUCUUGAUGAACCUUUUAUUACAAUAGAAAUAUAGAGAGUAAAAAGUGUUUGUAACAUAUUCACUUACUUUUUGAAGUCCAUUUUAGUUUAGAAAUCUACUGAUAUACCUAAAUAAAUUACAGCUGUAUUUGCAUAUAGUUGUAUUUGGGGAUUAUGUGCAUCAUAUGAAUAGAAAUAUUAUGACAAGGUACAUUAUUAUAUAUUAUUUCAACAAUCUUAAUUUUGCAGUGAAUUUAGCCCCGAUCUGUUUGAGUUUAUAAAUAGAUGGGAUAAGGUACCUGCAAAAAUUAAAUCCUAGAUGUAAUUUAAUAAAGUCUUAAAAUUUACACUUUAUUUAAAUUACUAAUAGGAACAUUCUAUUAAUUUAUAACUCUCUAUAUCUAUAUUAUUAUUUUUUCUUAUUAAUUAUUAUUUUAGAUUGCAACAUAUUUCAAAGACCAAUUUCAAUCAUUACUAUACCCAAAAGGUGAUACUAUAUUUGAUUUCUAUGUUGAUGGAAAUGAUUUUACUACCUUAUAAUCAUGGGAAUCCCAAUUAUAAGAAUUUCAAUUUGUAAAAGAUCAAUCUUUUUUCAGCAUUGUUGUUUAAACAGUAGACACAUUGAAAUUUCAAUAUAUAAUGUAAUUAUUAAUUAGAGAAUAAAUACCUACUUUAAUUACUGGAUAAACAGGAGUUGGUAAGUCUAUGUUAGUAUAAUCAUUGUUAUAUGAAAUGAAAUUGAAUGAGAACGUAUAACCAGUACUAUUGAAUUUUUCAGCAUAAACAAAAUCAAAGCAAACCUAAUUGGCUAUAGAAUCUAAACUAAUUAAAAAGGGAAAAAUACUCUUUGGAGCAAGAGUAAAUGAAACCAUAGCUAUUUUUAUUGAUGAUAUCAAUAUGCCAGCUUUAGAAAAAUAUGGUGCUUAACCUUGUAUUGAACUUUUAAGAUAGAUGAUUGAAUUAUAAGGAACUUUUGAUCGUACAAAAUUAUUUUGGAAACAUAUUGAAGAUGUAACACUAUUGAUAGCUGGUGGACCUCCAGGAGGUGGAAGAAAUCAAUUAUCUUCAAGAUUUGUAAGAUAAUUUAAUGUUUUGAAUAUGCCAAAUUAAUCUGAUUCUAUUUUGGAGAUGAUUUAUGGAUCUAUUUUGAAAGGAUACUUUAAUAGUAUUAAUUUUAGUGAGAAUGUAAGGAAGACAAGUGAUUAAAUCACUAGAAUAACAGUUGAAUUAUUUAGAAGAAUAUCUUAAGAAUUAUUACCAAUACCAGCAAAAUUUCAUUAUACUUUUAAUUCAAGAGAUAUUAGCAAAGUAUUUUAAGGUUUAUUGAUGAUCAGACCUAUCUCAUGUAAUAAUAGUAAUGAUACAAUGGCUAAAUUAUGGGUUCAUGAAUGUGCAAGAGUUUUUUGUGAUCGUUUGAUUAGUGUUUAAGAUAAACUUUGGUUUUAUAAUACAGCAGUUGAAUUAUUAAUGAGGUACUUUAGUGUUAAUAAGGAUGAUAUAUCAAGCAAUAUAUUAUUUAGUGAUAUUCUAAAAUUAGAAGCUGCAAAUGUUUUAUAUGAAGAAGUAAGUGAAAAAAGAAAAGUUAUUGUGAAAUCAUUAUAAGAUAAAUUAGAUGACUAUAUCAUGGCAACAAAUGAUAAAAUGGAAUUAGUAUUUUUUGAUGAUGCUCUAGAACAUAUUCUAAGAAUAUCUAGAAUAUUUAGACAACCAAGAGGAAAUGCAAUGUUAAUAGGUGUUGGUGGAUCUGGAAAAUAAAGUCUUACUAAAUUAGCUUCAUUUCUUAUGAGAUCUGAGAUAUUUUAAAUUGAAAUUGUUAAAACCUAUAAUGCUGACUCAUUUAGAGCUGAUUUAAUUAAAAUUCUAAUGAAAACUGGAGGAGAAAGAAUUCCAUUAACAUUUAUAUUCAAUGAAGCUUAAAUUAUCUAAGAAAGUUUCUUAGAAGAUAUUAAUAACAUUCUCAAUACAGGAGAAGUUCCUAACUUAUUUGCUAAGAAAGAAGAUUUAGAAUAAGUAUACAAUACUAUAAGACCAUUAGCAAUUAAAGCUAAAAGAUUAGAUUCACCUGAAUCUUUAUGGACCUUCUUUGUGGAAGGUAUCAGAAAUUCAUUACAUAUUGUAUUAUGUAUGAGUCCAGUUGGUAAUCAAUUAAGAAUUAGAUGUCGUAAAUUCCCAUCUUUGGUAAAUUGUUGUACAAUUGAUUGGUUUACUUAAUGGCCUAAAGAAGCAUUAUUAGAAGUAGCUAAUAAAUUCUUAGACAAAAUACCUAAUUUGAAAUAAAAAGAUUAAUUGGCAUAAAUGUGUAUGGAAGUCAAUUUAUAAGUUGCAAAUCUAUGUGAAAAAUAUUAGAAAGAAUUAAGAAGAUAAGUUUAUACAACACCUAAAUCAUAUUUAGAUUAAAUAUAACUUUAUGCUAAUUUAUUAAUAUAAAAACAAUAAGAACAUGGAUUGAUAUAAAGAAAAUUAGCUGAUGGAUUAGAUAAAUUAUUUAAGGCUAAUGAGACUGUGGCUGUUUUGAAAGUAGAAAUGCAAGAGAUAUAACCAUAAUUGAUUGAAUAAUCUGCUAAAACAGAAUAAUUUUUGAAAUAAUUAGCUAUUGAUUAAAGUGAAGCUAAUCUAAAAGAAAGACUAGUAAAUGAUGAAGCAUAAAUUGUAAAUUAAUAAGCAUCUGAAAUUAAAAUAAUAGCAGAUGAAGCUUAAACUGAAUUAAAUAAAGCAUUACCUGCAUUGAAAGAAGCAGAAGAAGCUUUAUAAAGAAUUAACAAAAAUGAUAUUGCAGAAAUUAAAGGAUUUAUCAAUCCUCCUCCUGUUGUAUAAUUGGUAUUAGAAGCUGUUUGUAUAUUAUUGUAAGAGAAAACAGAUUGGAAUUCAGCAAAAUCUGUUAUGCUUAGUAAUGAUUUUAUGGAGAGAUUAAUUAAAUAUGAUAAAAGUUAGAUUACUGAAUAGAUGUUGAAGAAAUUGAGAUACAUUACAAUUAAGCCUGAAUUUGAUCCAAUUUGUGUUGCUUAAAAAAGUUAAGCAUGUAAAAGUCUAUGUAUGUGGUGUAGAGCUAUUGAUAAUUAUUCUAAGAUUGCUAAAGAAGUAGAACCUAGAAAAAAGAAAGUGGCAGAUAUGUAAUAAAAAUUAGAAGUGAAAAAUAAAGAAUUGGCAGUUAAAUAAGAUGAAUUAUAAAAAGUUAGAGAUAGAGUAGCUAAAUUAUAAAAAGAAUGUGAUGAAACAGUAGAAAAAAAGAAUGAAUUAGAAAAAGAAUUAGAAAGAACAAAGAAAAGAUUAGUGGCAGCUGAAAAAUUAACAUAUUUAUUAGCUGAUGAAGGUAUAAGAUGGAAAGAUUAAAUUAAAUUAAUAGAAUAAGUUUUAUAGUAAAUAAUUGGAGAUGUUUUCUUGGCUGCUAGUACAGUCAGUUAUCUAGGUGCAUUUACUGGAUAGUAUAGAGAAUAAUUGAUUAAAAAUGCAAUUGAUAAAUUAAAAGAAUUAGAUAUUCCUUUUUCUGAUAAUUAUUCUUUAUCUACUACUCUAGAAAAUCCAAUUGUUAUUAGAGAUUGGGUUAUUUGUGGAUUACCUAAUGAUGCCAUUUCAAUUGAUAAUGGAGUAAUUGUUACUAGAGCUGAUCGUUGGCCUUUAAUGAUUGAUCCAUAAGGAUAAGCAAAUAAAUGGUUAAAAUAAUUUAAUAAAGAAUUGAAAGUAAUGAGAUUUACAGAAUAACAUUUUUUAAAAGGAUUAUAAUAAUGCAUAAGUUCAGGAUAUGAAGUAUUAUUUGAAGAAGUAGAAGAGAAAUUAGAACCAUCUGUUGAUUCAGUUCUUUAAAAAUAAAUUAUUGAAGUAGAUGGACGUAGACUUAUAAAAGUUGGUGAUUAAAAAGUAGAUUAUCAUAAUUAAUUUAAAUUGUAUUUCACUACAAAAAUAGCAAAUCCAAAUUAUUUACCAGAAGUAUUUAUUAAAACUACAGUAAUUAAUUUUAGUAUCACUUUUGAGGGUUUAUGUGAUUAAUUAUUGGGUGAUGUAAUGAAAUUUGAAAAACCAGAGAUAGAAAAGUAAAGAGAUGAAAUCAUUAUAAAAAUGAGUAAUGCUAAUAAACAACUCAAAGGAGCUUAAGAUUCUAUUUUAGAUCUUUUAGCUAAUGCUUAAGGAAUGAUAUUAGAUAAUGAAUAAUUAAUCCACACUCUUGAAGUCUCGAAAUUUCAAUCUGCUGAUAUUCAAAAAUCACUUGAAGAAACAAUUAUUGUAGAAUAAUAGAUUAAUGAAUCUAGAAAUCUUUAUCAUUCAGUAGCUAUAAGAGGAACAAUAUUAUAUUUUGUAAUUUCAGAUAUGAGUUUAAUUGAUCCAAUGUAUUAAUAUUCUCUUCAAUAUUUCAAAAAGCUAUAUAAUAUUUCCUUAAAUCUCACUCCAAAGACUGAUUUACUUAGUGAGAGAUUGCUUUACUUAGAAGAAACAAUUACUUAGACUGUCUUUAAAGAUAUUUGUAGAGGUUUAUUUUAAUAACAUAGAAAGAUCUUUUCAUUUUUAAUUUGUGCUUAAGUUUAGAGAUAAAAUGGGUCAAUUUCAAAUGCAGCAUGGAAUUUAUUAUUAAGAGAUUAGAUACCUUCAACUCCAAUAAUUAAUCCUGAUAAAUUAUUUAUGAAAGAUUCUCAAUGGAAUUUAAUUUUAUGUAUCUAAGAAUAAAUUACAGAAUUAACUGAUUUAUCUUCAGAUAUUAAAAAUAAUUUAUUGUAUUGGAAAGAGUUCGCUUAAAUAGAUGAUAUUUAUUAAGCAUCAUUCCCAACAUAAUCUCCACUUGCUGUUUGUUCAACAUUAAAUCCAUUCUAUAGAUUGUUAAUAAUAAAGGCUUUAAAACCUGAAAAAAUAAUGUUUGGUUUAACUGAGUAUGUAAUUGAAUUGUUUGGAGAAUUCUAUAUAAAUUUAUCUUCAUCUUCAAUGGAAGAAAUUUAUUAAUCAUCAGAAUCACAUACUCCAAUAAUAUUUAUAUUAUCUCCAGGUGCAGAUCCUACUUAAACAUUAUUUAAAUUGGCAAAAGAGUAAUAAAGUUAAAUUGAUGUAAUUUCUUUGGGACAAGGAUAAGGAAAAAAAGCAGAAAAUUUGAUUUAGAAAGGAUAGAAAGAUGGAACAUGGAUUAUGCUUUAAAAUUGUCAUUUAGCAAGAUCAUGGAUGCCUUAAUUAGAAAAAUUAAUGGAAUCUUUAACAUCACAUCAUAUUGAAGUUCAUAAUAAUUUCAGAAUCUUUUUGACUUCCAUGCCUGCUGCAUAUUUUCCUGUAAGUACAUUAUAGAAUGGUUUAAAACUUACAACAGAACCACCUAGAGGAUUGAAAUCUAAUUUACUUAGAUCUUACUAAGAAUUUUAGCAAGCAGAUAACUAACAAAAGUUAUUCAAAUAAUUAUUUUUCAGCAUUUCCUUCUUUCAUGCAAUAGUGUAAGAGAGAAGGAAAUUUGGACCUUUGGGAUUUAAUAUUUCAUAUGAAUUUAAUGAUUCUGAUCUUGAUAUAAGUAUAUAAAUGAUGAAAAUGUUUAUUUCUUAAGAAGAAGAAAUUCCUUGGGAUGCAAUGUAAUUUAUGAUAGGUUAAAUAAAUUAUGGUGGUCGUGUUACUGAUGAUUAAGAUAGAGUAUGUUUAACUUCCAUAUUGAAAAAGUAUUUAGGUGAUCAUAUUGAAACCAAUGUAAAAUUCUCAAAUAGUGGAAUUUAUUAUUUACCAGAAGAUGAUUACAUUAAUUAUAUAUCUUAAUUACCUAAUUAAGAAGAUCCUGAAGUAUUUGGUAUGCAUGAAAAUGCAAAUAUUGUAUUCUAAACUUAGGAGAGUUAAAAAAUAUUAGAUAUCAUAUUAUCCAUUUAACCUCGUGUAAGUAGUACUAGUACUCAGAAAUCUCCUGAUAUGAUUGUUAUGGAAAAGGCUAUAUACUUUUAAAGUAAUCUUCCAGAAAUUUUGGAUAAAAAUGUUUGUAAUUAGAGACAUUAUUAAAUUACUGAAAAUGGCAGUGUUUAAUCUUUAUCAACUGUUUUAUUUUAAGAAAUAGAUAAAUUCAAUAAAUUAAUUGAAUUAAUUCAAUCUACAUUAAUUUAAUUGUAAUAAGCAAUAAAAGGUUUUGUACUAAUAUCUUAGGAAUUAGAUGAAAUGUAUUUAGCAUUUCUUAAUAAUGCUAUUCCUCCUAAUUGGAUGAAAUAAUCAUAUUCUACUUUGAAACCACUUUCAAGUUGGUUUAAAGAUUUAAUUGCAAGAGUACAAUUUAUUAGAUCUUGGAUGGAAAAAGAUUUCAUUCCUGCUUAUUGGAUGUCUGGAUUAUUUUAUCCUUAAGGAUUUUUGACUGGAGUAUUAUAAACACAUUCUAGAAAAUACAAGAUUCCAAUUAAUAAACUUAAUUUCAAAUUUAAAGUGUUGGAUAUAGAAUAAGAUAGAAUUAGAGAUGAAAUUAAAGAUGGAGUAUAUGUAUAUGGUCUAUAUUUGGAAGGAGCAAGAUGGGAUUAUUAACAUGAAACUUUAAUUGAAUAAUAAGUAGGUUAAAUUUAUUUCCCUCUUGCCAUGAUGUAUUUCUAACCAAUGGAGGAAUAUUAGACUGGAGAAGAAUAUUAUAAGUAAUAUUAUGUAAUCUAUAUGCUUAGUUGUCCAUGCUAUAAAACAUCAAAUAGAACAGGAGUUCUCUCAACUACAGGUUAAUCAACAAAUUUCAUUUUAUCUAUUGUAAUAUAUAAUAAUAUUUUAGGAUUUGAUGAGUAAAACAGAGAAACCAGAAUAUUGGACUUUAAGGGGAACAGCUAUAAUUUCUUAAUUAAAUGAUUGA